AUGUCCAAAAAAUAUAAAACGAAAAACAAAAAGAAAGACUUCGAGUAUGACGACGAAGAACUCGAAGAAUUGAAGAAUCAAUACAACGAUAACUUCAAUCAAGACAUGAAUACAGUUAAGGAUAUACCAGAAGUAGUAGAGGAAGAGAAAGGAGAGGAAGAAGUGGUCGAAGAGACUAAAAGUAAGACUAAAUCCAAGAAUCAAAAGAAAACUAAAACAGAGACCAAACCUGAGGUCAAAGACAAGUCCAAAACAGAGACCAAACUUGAGGUCAAAGACAAGUCUAAAACAGAGACCAAACCUGAGGUCAAAGACAAGUCUAAAACAGAGACCAAACUUGAGGUCAAAGAAAAGGCUAAAACAGAGACUAAAGAAGAGGUGAAAGAGAAGACUAGAAGUGAGACGAAAGCAAAGGUGAGAGGAAGGGGUAAAACAAAGACAAAAGUAGAGGAGACUCGAGAAGAGGAGGAGGAAGAAGAAGAAGAGGUGAAAAUGGAUACGAAAUGUUCGGCCAAAGAAGUAGAGGAAAGCAAUGAAGACAUGGAUGUAAUUGAUCACAAACUGAAGAAACUGACGCAUAAGGAGAAGAGGAAAAUAAAACUACAGAAACAAAGAGAAGCCGAAGAGUCGGAACUGAUUCCACAACUGGACUCGAACUUCACGGUCUCGACGUCUAUGAACCAAUCGACACAAAUAGUGGACAAUUCAAUAAAAGUGGAGUGUUUUACGAUAAGUGCGGCCGGAAAGGAGCUCUUAGUGAACGCCUCCCUUUCCAUUACAAUGGGUCGACGCUAUGGUCUGAUUGGACCCAACGGUUACGGAAAGACAACUCUUAUGAGACAUAUUGCAGACAAAAGAGCCCUUCAUUUGCCAUUAGAUUUAGAAGUACUUCUUUGCGAACAGGAAGUGUUGGCCGACGACACGAGUGCUGUGAAUGUUGUGCUUAGAAGUGAUACCGUGAGGGUUGCACUUCAGGAGGAAUUGGACCUAUUGUUGGCCAAAGAGGAGCAACAGAAUAGCGACAGAAUUAACGAAAUAUACCAACAAUUGAGUGCAAUGGGCGCCGAUAGUGCCGAGUCGAGGGCUCGCCGUAUAUUAGCAGGUCUUGGGUUCACGACGAGUGAGAUGCAGGACAGGGCCACCAAACACUUCAGCGGCGGCUGGAGAAUGAGGGUCUCUCUGGCGCGCGCCCUCUUCAUGGAGCCAACGGUUCUACUUCUGGACGAACCGACCAAUCAUUUAGACCUGAAUGCCGUCAUUUGGUUAGACAACUACCUCCAGAACUGGAAGAAGACAUUAAUAGUUGUUUCACACGACCAGUCAUUUCUGGACAACGUUUGCACAGAUAUUAUACAUUUAGAUCAACAGAAGCUAUUCUAUUACAGAGGAAAUUACACUCAAUUCAAGAAAAUGUUUGAACAAAAGAAGAGAGAGUUUAAGAAAGACUUUGAGAAACAGGAGAAACACAUCAAACAAUUGAAAGCCAGCGGAAAGUCGGGAAAAGUGGCCGAAAAGCAGGUGAAAGAGCAACAAAGUCGCAAACAGGGGGACACUCAGGUGGGAGACCUCCUGAAGAGGCAGAAGGAAUAUGUGGUGAAAUUCAAGUUCGUUGACGCGCCUCCUCUGCAGCCGCCUGUCUUAGGACUGCAUGACGUGGACUUUGGUUACGACGCUAAGCAUCUUAUCUUCAAAGGCAUCGACUUUGGUAUCGAUAUGUCGAGUCGUAUCGCAAUCGUGGGUCCGAAUGGCGUGGGAAAGUCGACUUUCCUGAAGCUGUUGAGCGGAGAACUGCGUCCAAACAGGGGUGAGAUGCGGAUGAACCACAGGGCACGGGUCGCCAAAUUCGAUCAGCACUCGGGCGAGCACUUGACCACUGAGGAGACGCCCACCCAAUACCUGAUGCGGAUGUUUAACCUGACGUAUCAGGAGGCGCGCAAACAGUUGGGUUCAUUCGGUCUCAUAUCACACGCCCACACAAUACCCAACUCCCAGUUGAGUGGUGGACAGAAAAGUCGCGUCGCUUUGUGUGAAAUGGCGUUAAGGGGUCCACACGUUCUCAUAUUAGACGAGCCCACCAACAACUUAGACCUCGAAUCCAUCGACGCGUUGGCCAAAGCUAUCAACGAAUUUGAAGGCGGAGUCCUUGUCGUCACUCACGACGAGAGACUCAUACGGGAGACUGAUUGUCAGCUUUGGGUUAUUGAGAACCAGAAUAUCGAUGAAAUUGAUGGUGACUUCGAUGACUAUCGCGAAGAGAUCCUCAAUUCUUUGGGAGAGAAGGUCAACAACCCUUCCAUUUCAGCUCAAUUGGCCGGUGCUGUAUAG
This is a messenger RNA of Oppiella nova, 2325 nucleotides long. The record is from the annotation of a GenBank genome assembly. NCBI's taxonomy places the organism in Eukaryota, Metazoa, Arthropoda, Arachnida, Sarcoptiformes, Oppiidae.